Lycium ferocissimum is the source of this 1689-nucleotide messenger RNA. RefSeq names its product serine/threonine-protein kinase STY13-like. Lineage: Eukaryota; Viridiplantae; Streptophyta; Magnoliopsida; Solanales; Solanaceae. Gene Ontology annotation, molecular function: protein kinase activity; ATP binding. The record is from RefSeq and is a predicted model, not a curated record. The transcript has 4 exons. Gene Ontology annotation, biological process: protein phosphorylation. The coding region runs from base 250 to 1470 and encodes 406 amino acids.
UAUAGCUAAGACAAUUCGUUUCAUAACUCUGUGUGUGUGUGUGUGUUUCUUUUUUCUCUCUAAGUAUAAAUAUUUAUUUCUCUAAUUGGUAAUUAGCAGUUACGGUGUUUUGCAAAUCAUAAUCGUAAAGUCAAGAAAGCUUCUAUCGAUCCUGGUCUGUGGAGGUGCAGUUUGAUUUUAGAAAUCUUCAUGCAGAAGAAAUAAGUCAGAUUGAAGCUUUUGUGGUGUAGCUGCUUUAUCUGAAAAAAAAUGUUGGAGGCUCCAAAAUUUGUUGGUCUUAUAGACCUAAAUCAAAACCUGUCACAAAAUUUUUACCAUAAGCUUGGUGAAGGGUCAAACAUGUCAAUUGAGAGUUAUGGUAGCUUGCAGAUGAGUAAUGGUGGAGGUUCUGUUGCAAUGUCAAUGGAUAACAGCAGUGUUGGAUCAAAUAAUUCUAACACCCGUAUUUUAGACCACCAGGGCAUCAAUCGCGUCCACAACAACUAUUCUGUUGCAGCUAGCGUAAACAGGGGGAGAGUUUCUAAUGGGUUGAGCAAUGAUGCCCUUGCUCAAGCCUUGGUUGAUCCUCGAUUUCCCACCAUUGGGCUUGAGAAUUAUGAUGAGUGGACAAUUGAUUUGAGGAAGCUUACCAUGGGACGAGCUUUUGCUCAAGGAGCUUUUGGAAAACUGUAUAAGGGAACUUAUAAUGGUGAAGAUGUUGCUAUCAAGCUUCUAGAAAGGCCAGAACAUGAUCUUGAGAGGGCUCACUUGAUGGAGCAGCAAUUUCAGCAGGAGGUCACGAUGUUGGCAAAUUUGAAGCAUCCAAAUAUAGUGCGAUUUAUUGGUGCAUGUCGUAAACCCAUGGUGUGGUGUAUUGUGACUGAAUAUGCAAGAGGGGGUUCAGUGCGUCAGUUCCUAACGAGACGACAUAACCGAGCUGUGCCAUUGAAGUUAGCAGUUAAGCAGGCGUUGGAUGUGGCAAGGGGGAUGGAGUAUGUUCAUGGCCUGAAUCUGAUACACCGUGAUCUGAAAUCCGACAAUCUACUGAUUGCUGCUGACAAGUCAAUCAAAAUUGCAGACUUUGGUGUUGCUCGUAUUGAGGUGCAGACUGAAGGAAUGACACCAGAAACUGGAACUUACCGCUGGAUGGCUCCGGAGAUGAUCCAGCACCGUCCAUACACCCAGAAAGUUGAUGUUUACAGUUUUGGCAUUGUUCUAUGGGAGCUUAUAACAGGGAUGCUUCCUUUCCAGAACAUGACUGCUGUGCAGGCUGCUUUUGCUGUUGUCAACAAAGGUGUCCGUCCAACGAUCCCCAUUGAGUGUUUGCCUGUCUUAUCUGAGAUCAUGAUCCGCUGCUGGGAUGCUGAGCCUGAUAAUAGGCCAACUUUCUCUCAGGUGGUCGGAAUGCUUGAGGCGGCUGAGACAGAAAUCAUGACUACUGUCAGAAAGGCCCGUUUCAGGUGCUGCAUUCAACCUAUGACUACAGAUUGAUUCGGGAAGGAGGAAACUAGAGGCGAAAGAUGCUGGAUGGCAAAACUGAUUUCGGUCCAGCAUGUGUAUCUAUCAGGCAUAAUUUCUUUAUUCAGAUAGAAAAAGGGAGAUAGUUAUGAGAAAAACUUGAAACGUUUCUCUGUCGUAUUUUGUUUCUUUUCUUUAAACCGUGGAUUUAAGACGUUGACUAGUUGGUAAUACAGGAGGAUAUUAUGUGUA